Molecule: messenger RNA, 450 nt
Organism: Somion occarium
Lineage: Eukaryota; Fungi; Basidiomycota; Agaricomycetes; Polyporales; Cerrenaceae
Source: the annotation of a GenBank genome assembly
AUGGGUACUGAUAUCGAGAACAUAAUGGCGAACCCGAUUGGUCAACCUAUGACCACGAUUAUUUUAAACAGCCUCGGUAAGAAGGGGACGCUAGUAGUUUGGUCUCUCAUAGUCUUUGUCCGUUGUAUGACAGCCUGUUCUCGUCAGGUCUUCGCAUUCUCUCGCGAUGGCGCCUUGCCCGGAUCGUCAUAUCUCUAUCGCAUCAACAAGCAUACGGGAACCCCUGUGAACUGCGUCUGCUUCGCCGCUUGCCUCGCCUCGCUUCUGGGUCUGCUCGUUUUCGCCGGAUCUAUCGCUACGUCGGCCCUCUUCAGCUUGAGUGUUACUGGGCAAUAUAUUGCAUACAUCAUCCCUAUCUCAAGCAGAUUCCUUGGCGGUGAGAAAUGGACUCCCGGACUGUUUAACCUGGGAGUCAUGGGCCGUCCGAUUGCAUACGUUGCCGUGCUAUGA